ACGGCUAUCUACCUGAAGGGUUAACUCUCUCAACUUCUCAUUUUCUCCGUUGAGUUUUCAAGCGUUUCAAACAGUCUUCUCACACAAAGCGCCCAGCGCUGAGAGCACGAACGGACUCGGAAGGUGUGCUCACUGAAUACCCUCAGUGUGCGCACUGGAGAAUCAGCUGGAAGAAAAAGCGCACUGGAAGGGGUUAAAUAUCUUAUAUGAUGUUGGGGAGAAUCCACCAUGGGCGGCUCAUUCAAUCGCAGACAGUGAAAGUGUGCAAACGUCGUCGAGGAUUUUCGCGCUGGGCGCACACACCCCCCAUUUUUCCCGCUUCGUCCAGCCGCUGUGAGACAAACCCGUCCAGUGCACGCGUCGUACGAAACCUGUAGCAGUCAGCUUUAGUAAUCCCACGUACUCACCCUAACCCAACGCAUCAGCACAUUUCCCGAAACAAAAAUUGUGGCCGCCACCUUUCGUUCACACUCACUGCACUGCAAGUGAGACCCUGCAGAUUUGAUGCAUUGUUUCUUAAACACCCACCAAAACGAUGUUGAGCUUUCUAGCUUCAUCAUUAUUAGCUAUAAGCAUCAUCUGCUCGGUUGAUCCCGGUCUGGCAGGUCCCCUGGAUGCGCUCAACUGGGCCCGGAUGGACAACAUCAACCUUCCCUGGUUGCCAUAUGAGAAUAUGACCCGAUGUUACGGUGAGCUUGGGUGUCUGAACAUCACCAAGGAAUGGUACCACUUGAUCUUCCGGCCGUUCAACGUAUUUCCGCUACCGCGGAGUGUCAUCAACACACGCUUUAUCUUGUACACCGAGAAGAACCCAACCGAUGGUCAGCUGCUGCAAGCGGAAGCAAAGGAUACACUGGUGAAGUCACACUUCAACCCAGACUGGGCGACCAAGUUCAUCAUCCACGGGUUCAUCGAUACGCCGCUCUCGAACUGGGUGUCCGAGAUGCGCGAUGAGCUGAUCACGCGCGGUGGUCUAAACGUGAUAGUGGUCGAUUGGGCCGGUGGUUCGUUGCCGCUCUACACGCAGGCGACCGCCAACACGCGUCUCGUCGGACUGGAGAUUGCCUAUCUUAUCAGGAAGCUGCAAGAGUAUCGCGGACUACAAUUCGAGGAUGUUCAUCUGAUUGGCCAUUCGCUAGGAGCACACACGGCAGCGUACGCCGGUGAACGAAUUCCGGGGCUGGGGCGAAUAACCGGACUCGAUCCAGCCGAACCGUACUUCCAAGGCAUGGGACCCAUUGUACGGCUCGAUCCAUCCGACGCAACGCUCGUCGAUGUUAUCCAUACGGAUGGUCGAAGUGUGUUUCGGUUGGAAAUUCCUGGCUACGGAAUGUCACACGCCUGUGGCCAUCUUGAUUUCUAUCCAAACAACGGGAAGGAACAGCCGGGUUGUGCGUUGUCCCAGGAAGGUGCCGCUACGAUUCCACUGACGCUGAUCAAGGAUGGUAUUGAGGAAGCCUCACGAGUACUACUCGCCUGUAAUCAUAUCCGCGCGAUCAAGCUGUUUAUUGAUAGUAUCAACGGCAAGUGUCCUUAUGUUGCACAUCGAUGUCCGUCCUAUCAACAUUUCCUCAGCGGCAACUGCUUCAAGUGCACGUCGGGUAAUUGCGCACUGAUGGGCUAUCAUGCCUCGCUGCCCAUCACAACUACCCGUCAGAAUGUGUCCGAGAACGAUGUCAUCAGUGGUUCCUCCAGCGUACCGGUAGCACCACAACCGGGAAAAUAUUUCCUUGCCACGGGACGUGAUUUCCCAUUCUGCCAGCGUCACUAUCGUUUUACGGUCGAGUUGGCCAAACCGAAAGUGGCGGAACCAUGGGUGCAGGGCCAUCUAACGGCCGGUAUCUUUUCCGAGCGUGGAGCACUACGGAACAUCGAUCUGACGCCGAAAGGGACCGCCCGGUUGGAACACGGUACGACCUAUCAGGUGGUGGUCACCAAUCCGCACGACCUCGGUGAUCGUAUACGCAAGGUUGAGCUGGCAUGGACACACGACAUGAACGUACUUGAGCCGACCACCUUAUGUCUGUUCUGGUGUAAUAGCCAUCUGUACGUCAAGUCGAUACAGGUUGAAACGAUGCAAAUGCCCUCACGAGAAAAAAGGAACAUUGAAUACCCGAAUAAACUGUGCGCGCCGAAGCGCGAAUACGCCGAUAUUGCCAGCCGCGGUUCCUAUUCGUUCUAUGACAACUGCAAACGGUAAAAAGGACGUCUUUGUCGCCGUUGUCGUCGUCAUCAUCUCACCGCAUCUCACUCAGCCCAGCUCAGCCAGAUUUCAACAAACUCAGCACCACGCCAUCGCGAGGACACAGGAAACAAAUCGCGUCAUAUGUGAUUUACAAAUGUUACUGUUCGCGUAGUUAGCCUCUAGCGUGCCUUCUAGCCUGUAGCAACCCACCUUGGACUCUUGUAGUUAAUUUCCUCUAGCACAACAACACAACACUUCGCUCGCCCUUUGUGCGUGAGCCCAGAACUCCUGUUCGGUGAACCUUUGCGUCACCGUGUGUCGUUCCCUUAAAUCAUUUCUGUGAAAUAUUCGACACUGCCCGUUCCAUAUUUGCUCGUAGUGCGUUAGUACCUUUGUAGUUGUGUGUCCCAUUUAGCUCGGUUUAGCGAUUAACCUAACCGCCGAACAGGUACCACGUGUACGUUUGACGAUUUUAACACCACCGCGGAACAAUGGUGGGUGCAGGGGGGGUAAAAGGGAGGGUAGGAGGAGUACAACACACUUUUGAAUUUGUUUUGAACAAAAAGUUGGAAGAAUUUUGCAUUGGUAGUUCUUAAGCCAAAGUGAUAUAAUAUUCCCGACGAGUAAGAGUGAAAUUUGACGCACAUCAUCGUCAUCAUCGUUGGCGCGCAUGUACGGGCCACCAUUUUCGCUCGUGGCCUACCCAGGUUCGUACACCAGCAUAUUCACUUUCUCUACCCUUCGGGAGCCAUAUAUGUGUAAUGCUUUUUUUUGUUGUUUGUUUGUUUUGAAUUUGUUCAAACACAAUACGCGUAGCAGAUUAGUGUAAGCGUACGCAUCGGACGCCGUCGUAGUAGGAGAAUGGUAGAUAGGUUAAGUAUUGGUGUGUUGACCCUCAUCCAUGGGGUCCACGCUUUCCAUGCGUUUACUUAAUUACAUUAAACAAACUGAAAACAUUAUUGUGAUACAUAUACGAAAAGAAUGACUGUAAAUUAUGAAAUAAAACGAUACAUUUAUUUCGUGUA
This is a messenger RNA of Anopheles funestus (African malaria mosquito), 3210 nucleotides long. RefSeq names its product pancreatic triacylglycerol lipase-like. The transcript is spliced from 7 exons. NCBI's taxonomy places the organism in Eukaryota, Metazoa, Arthropoda, Insecta, Diptera, Culicidae. Gene Ontology annotation, molecular function: triacylglycerol lipase activity. The record is from RefSeq and is a predicted model, not a curated record. Gene Ontology annotation, biological process: lipid metabolic process. The coding region runs from base 536 to 2200 and encodes 554 amino acids.